AUGUAUUUUGUGCACUUUUUACUCCAAAAUCUUCCGAUACUGAUUCCAUUUCUCCAAAUUUUAGGAAAUCAAAAAAGAGAUCCUCCUCAAAAACGACAGCUAGGUCGGUAUCCUCGGAUUCCAUUUACCAGUCACCAAAUCUCGAUUUUGGAAGAAAGGUUCCAACAGAACCCCUACUUGAGCAGUGAGCAGGCCACAAUUUUGUCCCAGAAACUUCAACUGGCGGACGUUAAAGUGAAAAUCUGGUUCCAAAACAGGAGAGCUAGGAAAAGACGAGAAGAAAUGGGGCAAAUAAAGAAAGAGAAAAAGAAGAUUGAUAUGUCGGAAAGUGUUAAUAAUGUGAUGAGUCAUCCACAGGACUUUGUAGCUAGUAGUCAUUUGGUGCCUUAUUUGUAUAUAACCCCUGGAUGUAGUGUGUUGGAUGUAAAUAAAUAG
This is a messenger RNA of Acanthoscelides obtectus, 435 nucleotides long. Lineage: Eukaryota; Metazoa; Arthropoda; Insecta; Coleoptera; Chrysomelidae. The record is from the annotation of a GenBank genome assembly.